AUGGCUAGCGGAUCUCAAAACUGCCGUGAAUACGAGAAAGCAUUCUGGUGGUCCUUGCUCUCAUUGGCUACAGCCGAAGAGCAUCCCAUGUUCCAGCUGAAACGUGGCAUGGCCGAGUCGAGAACUGGAGCCCUUUGUUGGGUAGAUGUUGAAAGAUGGAGCGCCGCAAGCGAGGGCUUUUCGUCAAGAGAUUUCGGUCGAUCUCGCUUGCGAUGCAGGAAGCCUUGUAGGGUGAGGUUGAAGUUUGAUGUAGACUUGGCUACUACUAUUUGCGUUAGAAAUGAUGCACUAGUGAAAGCUUGUGUGAAGACCAGGAGCAAGCUUAAUAUUGACCCUAAAUGCGAAAGAAAGGGGGGACCACCGCAGCAUCUGAUUCGCGGUCGCUAUCUUUCAGUGCUCUUCUCAAUCUUUGUAAGCCUAGUGAUGAUGCAAGAGUGUUGCAUUGAUUGGCUUGGCCUGGUUACGAUUUCAAUGACAGGUUGCUCUAAUUAUGUCCUUCUAUCCUUCUUCACGAUUGUUUGUGAUCCAAUGACGGGCAGCGAAACGAGGCUGGGUUUGGAUAUUCGUUUCGAUCUCACUUCAGAUUCUAUAUGGCUGCGAUUAAUUUCCAUGCCAGACAAGCACAAUCGACUUUUGUAUAGUCCAGAAAGGGUGGAAAAGUGCAUUGUGUUGUUGGAGGGAGAACUACUGCAUCUUGUCGCCUUACAGGUUAAAAAGAUCGAUUUCAUCGUAGUCAUGUUCCAAGGUGCUGAAUAA
Lindgomyces ingoldianus is the source of this 756-nucleotide messenger RNA. RefSeq lists its product as uncharacterized. NCBI's taxonomy places the organism in Eukaryota, Fungi, Ascomycota, Dothideomycetes, Pleosporales, Lindgomycetaceae. The transcript has 5 exons. The coding region runs from base 1 to 756 and encodes 251 amino acids. The record is from RefSeq and is a predicted model, not a curated record.